This is a messenger RNA of Myxocyprinus asiaticus (Chinese sucker), 6422 nucleotides long. RefSeq names its product zinc finger protein 585A-like. The transcript has 9 exons. The record is from RefSeq and is a predicted model, not a curated record. Gene Ontology annotation, molecular function: DNA-binding transcription factor activity, RNA polymerase II-specific; RNA polymerase II cis-regulatory region sequence-specific DNA binding. NCBI's taxonomy places the organism in Eukaryota, Metazoa, Chordata, Actinopteri, Cypriniformes, Catostomidae. Gene Ontology annotation, biological process: regulation of DNA-templated transcription. The coding region runs from base 780 to 3446 and encodes 888 amino acids.
CCCAUUCAGAAGAAGAAUUAAGCUGCGGUUACACUGCCAGCGACAUCGCGCGAGACAGCAACACGAUCCUAUUCAUUUUCAAUGAGAGCACAGCGACUUCCGGUGACACGAGCUACCGCGGCCGUUGGCUACAGAGAUCGCCGUGGAGAGCGACAAGACAAGUUAAGAAAAUGUAAACUUUAUGCAAAUGACGAGCGACUACCAAUGAGAGUGAAGACAGCAGAGCUCACGUCAUCUGUCUCCUGGCAGACUUGGGACGAGUGCAUGCAAGACAGAGAAGUUUCAGUGUCGUGGGGGAUUUUUACUGUUCUAUAUAAUUUGUCUGUAACCACAUGCAUGGAUAUAAUAAAACAAUGAUGCGUGGAAAAGCGUGUCAGAAACUGUCCGAGUGAGUUUGAUUUAUUCAUUCAUGAUAGAUUGAUUGUCUUAUUAAUGAUUUAAUACACUGAACACUGCUGCACAUUUUAUAUAACACUCUACACUGCAGAAUGUAAAAUUUUAGAGACGAGAACUGAUUCCUUGUCAAACUGUAAUGAUAUCUUAAUUUAACCAGUAUUAGGUCUCAUCCGUGAUCAAAUUUUUAAACGUUAUUGCCAGACGUGCAGUCCUCCAAUAACGUUACAGCGACAAACAGUAGGAACAAGCGACACAGAUCACAGAGUAUAGCGACACCAAGUCACAAUGUCGCUGGCAGUGUGAACGGAGCUUUAACCUACAAGUGAAGAGAGAGGAAUCAAUCCAGGCGUAUCAACUGAAAUCUACACGACACUAUUGUUAAGAUGGAGUUUGCUGAAGAGAAGAGAACUGAAGACACUGAGGAACUAAGAGACCUGAUGGAAGUGGAAGAAAGCCAAAAACUGAAUGAAGUGGAGGAGAAACAUCAGGAUCAGAAACCAGAAAAAAAGUCUUUAACCUGCCUUCAGUGUGGAAAGAGUUUCACAGGGAAGGAAAGCCUUAACCGUCACAUGAGAAUUCACACUGGUGAGAAGCCUUUCACAUGCCUUCAGUGUGGAAAGAGUUUUUCAUAUAAAGAGAGCCUACAUGUUCACAUGAGAAUUCACACUGGUGAGAAGCCUUUCACAUGCCUUCAGUGUGGAAAGAGUUUUACACGUAAUGACCACCUUCAGAGGCACGAAAGAAUUCACACUGGAGAUAAGCCAUUCACAUGCUAUCUGUGUGGGAAGAGUUUUGCUCGUGAAGAACACCUUAAGAAUCACAUGAGGAUUCACACUGGAGAGAGACCUUUCACAUGUCAUCAGUGUGGAAAGUGUUUUAUACAGGCAGCCAAUCUCCAAAUUCACCAGCGCUCUCACUCAGGAGUAAAGCCACUUAAAUAUGAACAUGAAAAAGUUUACAUGUGCAUUGAAUGUGGGAAAACCUUUAGUAGACCCAACCGCUUGAUAGAGCACCAAAGAAUCCAUACUGGAGAAAAACCUUACAAGUGUUCACAUUGUGAAAAGAGUUUCAGUCAGUCAGGAAACUUGAAAUCACAUGAAAGAUUGCACACUGGAGAGAAGCCAUACCACUGCCCUUUAUGUGAGAUGAGUUUUAGCACAUCAAGUUCUCUAAAGAAACACAUGAUUCAUCACAGUAAGAAAUUCUCAUCCCACAGGUAUUUUGUGGGGUUUAUGUCAGAGGACUGGGAUGGCCAUGACCAAACCUUGAUUCUGUGGUCAGUGAACCAUUUUUGUGUUAAUUUUGAGGUGGAAUUUGGAUCAGUGUCCUGCUGGAAGGUCCAGCCAUUUGUGGGAAUGACUCAUUCGGUUCUUUCUGAGUCGGACUCAACCGAAAAGGCUGACGUCCAUGCGGAGCUCACAAAGACCUGGUGUGCACCUUACUCUUCACGCAUUCAGGUUGGAGGUGCUGCCGUCCUCACUAAAGUGGACCACACCAAUGAAAAAGGCUAUUCAAAACUUCCCCCUGUACAACAGCUUUGCCAAAGAAGCCGAUGGGGCGGCUACAAACCACCACCCUGGGGUGGUCUCGAUAUGAUGCUCUAUGAGUCAAGUGCCCCUGUCGUACAGUCGGUGAUGACAUUCCUGCGCUUGGAGCAAAUUCUCCUGUGUUACCUGCCCCAAAUAUCCAAUACGGUGGUGUGGUGGUGGCGUGUGGCGUGUGGUGUGGUGGUGACUAAAGCACUGAACUGCAUACAGAUGGAGUAUGUUAAGAUGGAGAUGGGGUUUGUUAAAGAGGAGAGUAAAGACAUGAGUAAUCCUGAAACAUGUAGGAUGGCAAAUGAAGAUACUGAGGAACUAAAAGACCUGAUGGAGGUGAAAGUGGAAAGUCAAGAACUAAAUGAAGUGGAAGAAAAACAUCAGUAUCAGAAGCCUCAUACGUACAAAACUGAAGAACAGCCUUGCUCGCAGACUGAAAAUAAUCUCUCACGAAAACGACCAGGAGCCAAAAGUUGUUUUACCUGCCUCGAGUGUAGAAUGAGUUUCUCAUCUAACUCACAACUUAAGAUGCACAUGAGAAUUCACUCUGGAGAGAAGCCUUUCACUUGCACUCAGUGUGGAAAGAGUUUCACACAACAAGGAAACCUUAAGCGUCACAUAAGAGUUCACACUGGAGAGAAGCCUUUCACAUGCACUCACUGUGGAAAGAGAUUCAAAGAUCAAUCACAACAUAAGAGUCACAUGAGAAUUCACACUGGAGAGAAGCCUUUCACAUGCACUCAGUGUGGAAAGAGUUUCACAGAAAAAAAAGACCUUAACCGUCAUGUGAGAAUUCACACUGGUGAGAAACCCUUCACAUGCACUCUGUGUGGAAAGAGUUUAGCAGAUAAAUCACAGCUUAAGAUUCACCUGAGAAUUCACACUGGAGAGAAGCCUUUCACCUGUCAUCAGUGUGGAAAGAGUUUCACAGAGAGAGGAAACCUUAAGCGCCACAUAAGAAUCCACACUGGAGAGAAGCCUUAUAUAUGUCUUCAGUGUGGAAAGAGUUUUACACAAGCAAGCCAUCUCACGGUUCAUCGACAAUCUCACUCUGGAUUGAAGCCAUUUAACUGUGAUCAGUGUGGCAAAAAUUUUAAGUCGGAAUCCCAUUUAAAGAAGAAACACCUGAAAACUCAUGCAAAUGAAAAGCCUUACCUGUGUUCUUUUUGUGGAAAGUGUUUUUCACAGCUGAACUAUUUUAAAAAUCACCAGAUAAUACAUACUGGUGUGAAAGCUCAUGUAUGCUCAGAGUGUGGUAAAGCCUUUAGGAGAGUCGACGAAUUAAAAAUUCAUCAAAGAAUUUAUACAGGGGAAAAACCUUACAAGUGUUCACAUUGUGGAAAGAGUUUUGCUCACUCAGGAAACAUGAAAAAACACGAGAGAGUGCAUACUGAAGAGAAGCCAUACCACUGCACUUCAUGUGGGAAGGUUCACCCAUUCCAGUACUCUACAGACUCAUGUAAAAAGCACUGUAAAAAGUUGACUCGUCAAAAAAACACACUCUUAAAAUGAUAUGUACCUAUAGUAACUUUUUACCUGCACCACCAAAGCAUCCUCUGAUCCUGUACUCAACUAAUUUUGGAGGACUUCAAUACCCAAAGCUACAUUUUAAAAUGAAAUUAAUUGAAAAUUCAGUCAUCAUUUACUCAUUGCUUUAUAAUUUAAUUAUUUUUUUGAAAGUCUGAGCUGUGGCUCAAAAAAGGCAAAACAUAAAAAUGAUCAGAAAAAGUAAUCCAGGCUAUUCUUGCACUGUAUUCCAGAUCUUCUGAUGCCGUGUGAUGGUUUUGUUUAAGGAACAAUCCCAAAUUUCAGUUUUUAUGCAACAAUCAUCGUACCCAUCCAUCAUAACACUCAAAUCCUGCACUCAUUUAAUCAUUGAACUACUGCCACUACUACAAGUGUUACGGCGGCUUUGACGUCAGUGAUGCCAAAUGUCAUUGGCUCUUGCUUGGUUUGUGAUGAAUUGCGAAAGUCUAAUGCUUGGAAUUCUCUUUUUGAAUUGUGAUGAUGUGUGAUUUUGAAGAUGUGACUGCCUUUAGGGAGAGGAAGAUUUUCAGUGAUUUAAAACCUUCAUUCUCACACUGUUCCUUACACAAAGCUAGUGUAUAGCUUUAGAAGAUUUAUAAUGCAGCAUGAGGCAUUUGGAAUACUUGUAUAGAACUUUUGGCAUUUGUUGAAUAGGUUCAUUUCAGUGUUUUAGGUUUUAUUGGUUUAGUGUUUUGUCUGACAGAGCUGAUUUCUUACUAUGUCAAAUCUUAAAGUUAAUUGUUUUUUUACUGGUUCUUUUGUAUCUAAUAUCCCAUCAAUGUGCAAUUUUAAUGUGAUAAUCCACUCGCAAAAAGAGCUGGUAGAACGCUACAGGAUUUAAUGUCUUAGAAUGUCCGAGGCUUAAAUGGAAAUGUCAAACGGGCCAAGUGUUUAAAUUACCUUAAAGGGUUAGUUCACCCAAUAAAUGAAAAUUCUAUCAUAAUUUACUCACCCUCAUGCCAUCCCAGAUAUGUAUGACUUUAUUUCUUCUGCAGAACACACACACACAAAAUAUAUUUACAAGAAUAUUUCAGCUCUGUAGGUGUGUACAUUGCAAGUGAAUGGGUGCCAAAAAUUUGAAGCUCCAAAAUCCACAUAAAGGCAACAAAAAAGUACUCCAGAGAUGACUUCUGGUUAAAUCCACAUCUUCUGAAGCGAUUUGAUAGGUGUGAAAGAGAAACAGAUCAAUAUUUAAGUCCUCUUUCCUUCAUUUUCACUUUCUCCUCCUCCUGUUUUUAGUGAUUCACAUUCUUUGUGCGUAUCACCCCCUACUGGGCAAGAAGGAGAAUUUAUAAUAAAAAUAACUUUAAAUAUUGAUCUGUUUCUCACCCACACCUAUCAUAUUGCUUUAGAGGUUAUGGAUUUAAACAAUGGGGUCUUAUAGAUUACUUUUAUGCUCCCUUAAUGUGUAUUUUGGAGCUUCAAAAUUUUGGCACUUGUAUUGUAAGGACCUACAGAGCUGAACUAUUCUACUAAAAAAUCUUAAUUUGUGUUCAGCAGAAGAAAGAAUGUCAUACACACCUGGGAUGCCAGGAGGGUGAGUAAAUAAUGAGAGAAUUUUCAGUUUUGGGUGAACUAUCCCUUUAAACAGAAUAAGGUUACAAUAGCAAAAUUUAAGUAGUUCACUUGAGACAGAAUGACAUUCACCGCUUUCAGAACAGACAUUAUAGAUGUGUCGCAUUUUUCUCUAUCAUUAAUUAAACUAAAAUGCUAAUUAAUUUGGCCAGUAGGAAGCUAUUCCUACACUUCUUUCUUUCAACAUCUAUCUUACAUCAUCAAGUUAAAUUUGACUUCAGCUAGUCAGAGAGCCAGUGCACGCUAAUGUUAAUGUUAGCAUGGUAAACCCAUGUGUUUGGGUUACCUGGAGACUAAAUCCAUCAUGUAAGAUUUCAGUUUGUUUCACCAUUACACCGCUGCUCACGAGACGCGAGAGAUACGUACAAUGUUGCUGCCAGAACUGCUCUCCUCACAGAUGUAAAAGGUCAAAUACAACGGCAGCCAAGCUUUUGACCAAAUCUGUGACAUGCGAGAAUCACCAAAGGCAUCUUAUGCAAUUUCGCUCAUUCUUGCGAAAAAUUUAAAAUUGUUUUCAGAGGAAGGAACUGUAAAGAAAUGCACGAUUAAGAUGGCAUGUCAGAUUCUUGAAAAGUCUUGCAAAUUCUGCUAAUGUUUCGCAUGGAACUGGUCGGUGGGUGGGUGUUGCAGGGCUGGUGUGGUACAGAAAGAUUUAAUGAAGAAUUAAUGCACUGUAAUGUUCUUGUAUCCAGUAUUAUUAUUGAUGAUAUUUGGAUCUCGGCGAUAAUAUUUGGAUUUUAACUAAUACCUAAACUAAUACCUGUUUUCUAGGGUAGUGUUGAAAAUGUUGAAAAUAGGAUCCUUGUUUGUACAUUUGUGUGUGUGUGUGUGUGUGUGUGUUGUGAAUGUACAGACAAUGCAAAUUAGAUACAUUUUUUUGGAAAUGUAAUAUUGAAGUAAGAUUGCUUGUCAGUUGAACAUGAAUUUGUCCAUUUGAACUGCCUAUGUAAGUUUUAGUAAAAAUGCAAGUGAUGCAAUCAUAAAUGUUAUUUUUUUAUAAAUAUUAAUAAAUAAAUAUUUUAAUACACUAUAUAAUAAAGUCUUUAAAUGCACAUUGCAUUAGUCAUGCAUAGAUUACCCACAAUAAUGAGGAAAUUGAGUAAAAGGGUGAACAAUGUGAUAGUGCAUAUUGAUAAUCUGUCCCCUUGAUAGAAAGGAGAAAAAGUGUUGGCCCUGGCCACCUUCAAAUUUGCCCAUCCCUGAUUUAUGUUGAAAUGUUUGGUAUGUUCGUUAGAAUGCAGUGACAUCUGCAGGUUAAGAGGUGCUCUACAGAUACAUAGUUACACAGGCACUGAAAAUGUGUAAAAAGAAAAAAAGAAUGGAUCAUGAGAUUUUUAGAAUCAAUAUCGAAAUUGUUCAAAUGAAAAUUGAGAUUAAUUGGAAAAU